UUAAUCACGGUGAUGAUCUACGUUACUCACGCUGUCAACUUCUUCAUGCCCUUCAACUGUGUAUGGUUUUAUAUAAGGAAGAGAAUCAAGCCGGAAAGGCACUACAAGAUGGAGCUAGUGUCCAGGGCGAUCUCUGUAAUCAUUAUCUCCUCGGUGGCUAUUGCUUUUCCUACUAUCGAUUCGCUGAUGAGUUUUUUGGGAUGUUUCUGCCUAUCCAACAUGGCUUUCAUCUGCCCGAACAUUAUUUAUGUAUUGGUGCACUAUGAACGACCAGGUAAAAAUAAGAACUGGUUAAUAAUCCGCGCAGUCUUGUUAUCCGUAUUUGGCGUCUUCAUAUUAGUCUGUGGCACCUUAAUCACUGGAGCAGAUCUGUUUGGGUGGCAUAAGGAUGCCACUACAAAAGCUCCUGUUGGUGGCGGCGCUGGCAAAACACCGGAACCCCCAAAAGGAGGAGAUUAACAUCAAAAAUACCCAAAGACGA
Messenger RNA from Leguminivora glycinivorella, 481 nucleotides. RefSeq names its product proton-coupled amino acid transporter-like protein pathetic. The record is from RefSeq and is a predicted model, not a curated record. Lineage: Eukaryota; Metazoa; Arthropoda; Insecta; Lepidoptera; Tortricidae. The transcript is spliced from 3 exons. Bases 13 to 459 code for a protein of 148 amino acids.